Molecule: messenger RNA, 1320 nt
Organism: Chilo suppressalis (striped riceborer)
Lineage: Eukaryota; Metazoa; Arthropoda; Insecta; Lepidoptera; Crambidae
Source: the annotation of a GenBank genome assembly
AUGCAAGCCGGCAGGGUGAGGAUGGCUGGUGUAGCAGGUAGAACUGCUGUACCAGCUAUCUUCGCGUCUGGAUUCCACAGUCAUUUAACAUCAGUCCUACUAGAAUAUGAUUUUCAGGUGGCACAUUAUUCAAAAGAAAUCUAUAAUGGCACAUUCACGGAAUACCUUCUGGAUUCGACCGUGCCAGAUCCCGGCCUCCGAUGUGGAUACGCUGCUUCUUCACUGCUCAUUGAAAGUAUCAACGCAAGUGAGGUUUUGCUACCGGUCAUGCUGUGGGUGUCCGAUAAAAGUAACAGCAGCAUGAUGUUGAUGCUAGAGACGGGAGUGGCGGAGCUGGGCGGAGGCGUGCUGCGACCAAUGACCACGCGCAUUACACGGGUAGACUACAUCAUGCCCAUCUGGCUGUUUAGUGUCGGGUUCACGUACUUGGCUGAGCGUGAGAGCAGCAGUAAUAUGUACGUGGAGCCCUUCACGGCCGCUGUUUGGGGUUGCUGUCUUGUGGUGGGAGUUACUCUUGCGCUGGCACAGUGGCUCACGUCCAGGAAUGUGGAGGAGAGGGAAGGUGCUUUUAUGGCUGUACUGGCUACGUGGUUGCAACAAGAUGCAAGCGCUGUACCCAGCAGCCUCUCUGGUAGGUGGACUUUCACGGUCCUAUCAGUCUGUUCAAUGCUGGUUCACGCCUAUUAUACAUCGGCCAUCGUAUCUGCGUUGAUGAGCUCUGGACGCGGCGGACCACGAACUCUGACGCAGCUGGCUGACUCAAGAUACGCUAUAGCAAGCGACGAUCAUGACUUCAUUCGUUCCAUCAUGUUUGAUGUAAAAACGAAUUGGACCGAUUUGGAAUAUCUAAAGAAGAAGAAGGUCACGCCUAAGUUCUACCAGGACAUCAAGUACGGGGUCCAGCUGGUGCAGCAGGGGUACACCGCUUACCAUGCGGAAUACCACCAGCUGUAUCCGUAUUUGAACAUCUUGAGUGACGCUGAUAUCUGCAAGAUGCAGCAUGUCGACACUAUACCAGAGAUUUCGUCUGAUCUCCAGAUGAUGUCUUGGGUAACCGCUGCUCGUAAAGGUCAGUACACGAACCUCCUCCGCAUCGCAGGAGCUUGGCUUCAAGAGACUGGCCACGCCAAAAGGCUUAUAAGUCGGAUGCGGAUCCAACCACCUCCGUGCAGAGCUGCAAUGCUGGCUGAACGAGUUACCUUCUGGGACGUAAUGCCUCUUUUGGGUUUGACUGCUUUGGCGGCAGUGGCAUCGUUCUGCCUUCUUGGCUUGGAGAUUCUCGUAGCUAAAUGGAGGAGACACCAUAGCUAUAAUGUGUAA